GUGAUUGUUCAGCAAUGUACGUUUAUGUGCGUGUGUUGUUUUAUUGGGUUUUCUUUUUUAAUUGUAAGCCUUAUUAAUAACGCUCAUAAUAUUAAAUUCACUGCUCCUUCAACCUUCCGAGGCUAAAAAUAUUAUUACAAAGUUUACUUAGUCUAUGUAAAAGCUAAAGCAUUAUUUUACUAUGUUUCUUUGAACUAAGUAAUACUUACAAAAAUAGUUGAUGAGAUAUGCACAGCAGUCAGGGUAGAGCGAUUUAAAUUGUAUGUAUAGCACUUGGUCUUGUCGCUUACGUCUUUUGGUUGUAAUUCAAGUUGAAAUAAAAUCGAAGGAGUGAAGUGCUUUAUACACUGCUAGAUUGCUUCGCUGCAUGACCCUAGUGCUUCGCGGAAUAUCUAUUUAUAGAAACAUACGUUCGUUGUUUACAAAAAUUAGAAUAGACCAAGGGAAGCUAUUCACAAAUAUAAUUUUGUUAUUGAAACUGAAAGAUGAGAGUAGUUGACCCUUGACCAUACCACCAAUAUGGCAGCCCCCAUUGGGUUUGGCAACUGGCAACUUGCAAUCGACAAAAUUUUACAAAGCAUAGAACCUACAGAUCAAUUCAAAUUGUUUGCUUCCCUCAGUUCAAAUGAUGACCGUGUUCUAUACCUUCUCAAUAAUAAAACUCUUCGGUCUGUUGAGUGGCUGCCAGUCUACUUUGACUCCUGCAGAAAGUGGCAUGGGAAAUCGACAGAAGUGGCCCAGGUAUGGAGGAAUAAAGGAAACAGACUGUUCCAGCGUAAGAGAUAUCAGGAAGCAGUUGCUGCCUACACACAGUGCCACCUGAGUGCUCCUGUCCAGGAUGGAGGUGACUAUGUGAUCAGUCUGGGCAACAGAUCGGCUGCUCUCUUUCACAUGGAGAAGUACCAGGAGUGCUUAACAGACGUCACCAGGGCUUUGGCAUCUGGAUUUCCCAAGGAGUCACGUCACAAGCUUUUGUCCAGGCGAGUUCAGGCACAGAUCAGACUGGGCCAGAAAGUGAAGGCAGAGUCCAGUUUCCUCAAGUUACAAGACUUUGUGAGUGGUGGAAGUUUCUGUCUUACUGGAGAAAAAAGAGAUGCUUUCUUGAAAGAAAUUGAAUCCAUGGAGAAGGAUAUCAAGAACCUUAACAAUCAGAGUACUUUAAAGGCCUCGUCGCAAGAGCCGCCGAAAGUGUUCAGUGGUGUGAACAGCACCGUGCCUCAGGCAACUGCAGCGGUCACUCUCACAAUCACCCCAGACCAAGGCAGGUUCCUCGUGGCCAACCAGUCUUUCCCCAAGGGGUCCACCCUGAUAGUGGAGCGUCCUUUUGCCGCCGUGUUACUUCCUGAGCACUACGAGAGCCACUGCCACCACUGUUUUACUGCGCUGCCUUCAAAUCCUGUGGGAUGCUGUCAGUGUAGCGCAGUGAGGUUCUGCAAUGAAAGCUGCCGUGAUGCUGCCUGGUCGCUCUAUCACAAGGUCGAGUGUCCGUUUUUGGACCUGCUACAUUCCGUCGGCGUGGCUCAUCUCAGCUUGCGAAUUGUACUGACUGCCACUCUGCCAUAUUUAAAAGAUUUCCUCAAGAACCCCGCCAGGUACAGAUCGGCCGAUGAGAUUCCCAUCAAGGGAGUGAAUAGAGACGGUGUCUAUGACCGGAGUUAUCUUUCUGUUUUUGAUUUGAUGACCCAUGAGGGCACGACAGCGAGUCAAGACAUGCUCCAGUACUCCCUGACAGCUGCUUUGCUGUUGGUCACUCUAGUCCAGGCUGAGUUUUUUGACGGAGUGCCGGGAAUUUCUGAGUGGGCAGAGGAGAUGAAGACACCCUCGGGGAAGCAGUCGGAAAAGAAUCGUGAAAAUGGUAAACACCCCAACGUCCCAGAAGAGGUGCGUUACAUCGGAGCUGCCUUACUACGCCACAUCCUGCAGUUGGUCUGUAAUGCUCAUGCCAUCACCAGCCUUCAGGCACAGAGCUGCCGUGGAGAGGACGACUGGGGCAGUGGCGGGGAUAUGUCCCACAAUGCAUCUGUUGAAGCCGAUUCCUUGCAGAAUGUGCAACAGGUCCGCAUCGCGACCGCCAUCUACCCUACCGCUAGUCUGAUGAACCAUUCCUGUGAUCCCACCAUCAUUUCCAGCUUCAUGGGUGACGUUUUGAUAGUUCGAAAUAUCAAAGAUGUCAAAAAGGGAGAUGAGAUCUACAACUGUUACGGUCCCCACUAUUGCCGCAUGAGGACAGGGGAGAGACAAGAGGUGCUCAAGUCUCAGUACCACUUUGACUGUCUCUGCGAGGCCUGCGCUCAGGGCGACGUCUCUAGCCAGCGGUUUGGGAUGCUUUGGAGAAACUUCAGCGGUGUCAGAGAGAGCGACGGAGCAUUCUGUACCGAGAUCACAGAGACCUGGCCCUAGGGGAGGAUGCUAUAGCAAAAUGCUACGCCAGUCUAGGUGAGUUCAGUGCCAGUGCUGACCACCUGUUCCUCAGCGUGCAGUUCGCCCAGCUCAUGUACGGAGACGGCAGCGCCGAGUUUGCCCACGAGCUGCAGAAACUGGCCGAGGUUCUGUUCAACGCCGAGCGCUUCGUGGAGUGUCUGGAGGUGUCCACCCAGGCCGUGGGUCUGUUUGAAGGUCUGUACAGCCAGGGGCACGAGGCGGUCAGGCAGACCAGGGAGCUCGCGAUGGCCGCACAGAUGGCACUUAUGCCCGUCAUGGAAGCGACCUGAUGUUGUUUUGUUGAGGCUGUUGUUUUUAUCAUUGUUUUUGAGAUUGAUGAGGAGGUUGCUGUUAUUGUUGUUGUUUUUGAGGUUAAUGAGCUAGCAGUACACAUGAACCUUCACCUUUCUGUCUAAUAAUAUCAAGAAGUAAUCAUUGUCAUAAAGUCUGAGUGCCAAAUCUGAAACAGAUAUUGGCGGUUAUGGAUCUCCAUUCAUUUCUCUUCUCGGAUGUUCUCAAAAACGUGGUGUUUGGCUGUCACUGUCACCCAUUUGUUCGGGUUUUCCAAAUAAGUUUCUCUGGAUCUCAGCGUGCCUCAUUCGCCUUCUCUUUUUUAAUUUUAUUUUCCUGUGAGAAAUAGAGUCUUUGUGAAAGUUUUCUUUAUCUGCUGCGUGUUCCUUGUAAAAUGUGCUCUCAGUGUCUGGUCUGGAGUAGAAAAGAAACCUCUGAUAUCAUGAAAUACAGCGGAGCGGAGUUCGCUUGAACCAAAAUCUGCAGACUACCUGAUUUUCUUCAGUUUAUCUGGGUUUUUGGUUGAGAGAGGUUGCUCAAAUAGGGCAAGAAAAAGUGGAGUAUCUGGAGGUGUCCACCCAGGCCGUGGGUCUGUUUGAAGGUCUGUAGAGCCAGGGGCACGAGGCGGUCAGGGAGCUCACGAUGGCACUUAUGCCCGUUAUGGAAGCCAGCUGAGGUUGUUGUUGUUGUUGCUGUAGUUGUUGUUGCUGAUGUGUUUGGUAUUGAGGUUGAUCAGCCAGAAGUGCACUUGACAUAAGCUUCCGCUUUUCUAAGACCUUCAAGUUGAAUGUGGAAGUUUUCUUAAUCUGCUGUUGUCAUCCCUGUAGAAUGUGCUCUCACACUCUCAGUUGGAUCCGGGGGGGGAGGGGUGGGGGAAACUUUCUGUUUUAAGUGGUGGAAGUGAAAAAGAUGUUUGUUUUUUGCAUGUCAUUUCAUUUACUUUUUUUCCCAUAACUAGUUGAUAUCUCUGAUUGUUACUUCUUUUUUACAUUUUGUUUGAAAAAUAUUAAUAAUACUGUUCUGGAAAGGAUUCUGUAAAGUUUUGGGAAACUCAAUUUUACUUCCUGAUUUUUAACCAUGCUCUUGAAAAAGUUGAAGUUGUCCAAUAUGCAAUUCUUAAGUUUUCACUUACGGUAUUUAGAAGAAUAAAAUAUGCCUAUGUGGUAAAAGACACUGAUUUAGAAUUUUGAGGUGGAGAAAGGAAAACCAGUAAUAGUUAUCUACAUCUACAGUCUAGCGUGCACGUAAUGAAACAAACACAGCGAACUUAUUUUCUGUCCCGAUUUUUUUUCUUACAUGUGUAUUUCUUUAUGUUUUAAGACUGAGACACGUACAUAGCAAAAUAAGAUUUCCAUGUCCCACCAAUUUCACAAUAUAUAGCCUACAUCCUAGACUGUACUGUACUUCUCCGAAUUUCAAUUUGAAUUGGUCGCUUUUAAGGACUAGCGGGCUAACCCAGAUUUCGGGGGUUUCCAGAUAUCUUGACCUACA
Molecule: messenger RNA, 4203 nt
Organism: Aplysia californica (California sea hare)
Lineage: Eukaryota; Metazoa; Mollusca; Gastropoda; Aplysiida; Aplysiidae
Product: SET and MYND domain-containing protein 4
Molecular function (GO): protein binding
Source: RefSeq, a predicted model, not a curated record